AUGGCGCUGCUCCACGACCCGAAUAGCCUCAUCAAUUACAUAGCUACGCUCAUACAGACCGCACGAGUACGUAGGGCAAUUGAUACAGCUGAACCAGAAACACCUUGGUCGUUGUGCCGAGGUCAAGUUAUAAUAACUGGCUUCCUUGGAUCCGGAAAAACCACAUUGAUCUUAAAUCUCCUUCCUCAACUACCACCUCCGCCAACCUAUACCCUCGCAAUCCUCAAGAACGAAUUCGGCGAUGUCGCCGUCGACUCUUUACUCACCUCAACUACAAAUCCCAACUCUUCGUCUGUAUCCUCGGUUACCGAAUUACUAAACGGUUGUAUCUGCUGUAACCUCGUCGGCCAACUUUCUGAUGCCAUUUUCGAAAUUCUUCGAGAUGUAAACCCUUCAAGAAUAGUGAUCGAAACGUCCGGAUCUGCGUUUCCUGCAACAUUAGCGAUGGAAGUCAACCGUAUCGCUAAAGAUCUAGAAAAGAGGGCUGUCACAGAUUCCACGGUUAAGAGGAUUACGUUAGAUGGAGUUAUUAGCGUUGUCGACGUUGAAAAUUGGAAGGGAUAUGAGGAUAUUAGCUAUACUGCUAAAUUACAAGCAAAGUAUACGGAUCUAAUUGUGAUGAAUAAAUGGGAGGUAUGUGAUGAACGGCGUUUGGACGAUUGUGUGGAUAGAGUUCGGGAUGUUAGUGAGGAUACGCCGUGGGUUAAAAGCAAUAAGGGGUCUAUUGAUGUGGACCUAGUAUUUGGAAUCGACGGAGCUAGGAUUGGGAUGUUGGAAGAAGUUGAAGAGGAGAAAGGACAUGAAGGCCACGGGCACGGGCACGGGCAUGGCGACCAUAAUGAUGAAGUGGAGGUUCUAAGUGUUAGGGUUCCAAAGAAGGGGCAAGGGCUAGACGGUAGAAAAUUCUUGGAGCUCUUGAAGAAAGCACCCAGGGAUGAAAUUUAUAGAAUCAAGGGGAUAGCUUGGUUUGCUAGUUCACCGGAGGGGAAGGGCGAAGAAGGUGCUGGAAGGUAUAUAUUCAAUUGGGCAUUCGGGAGGUGGACUUUUACCCCGUUCCCUGAAAAUUCAGUAGAGGAUGGAGGGAUGGCUCUCAAGAUGACGAUUGUCUUAGCUAGAGGUGAGAGCAACAAAUGGACGAAGAAGGUCCUAAAUGGUGGGUUCCUAGAUUAUCACGAGGGAGAUAUCAAGGACGCUAUUACAGUUAAGAGGGUCAGUUAG
This is a messenger RNA of Orbilia oligospora ATCC 24927, 1218 nucleotides long. RefSeq lists its product as uncharacterized. Lineage: Eukaryota; Fungi; Ascomycota; Orbiliomycetes; Orbiliales; Orbiliaceae. The record is from RefSeq and is a predicted model, not a curated record. Gene Ontology annotation, cellular component: cytoplasm. The coding region runs from base 1 to 1218 and encodes 405 amino acids. The transcript has 2 exons.